AUGUUUGGAUCCCUGUCAACCUGUCAGAACAAAUCCUCAUCGUUUGUCUGCUCUGGCAGUGGGUUUGGGUGUCAUUACCUUCACCUCCACAAAGGGGAGUGCAAGACUGAUCAAUACCAGGAGGGAUGCAGAGUGUAUAAACCCCUCAAAAAUGGAAGUGAGUGCUGGAAAAAGGAAAACCCCAGGCGGUCAGCUGAAGCGGACUCGACUGGGGAGAUCCUUGGUUUUGACAGCCGAUGCUUCUUCUCCAGUCUGACCAGACAGAACCGGAGUCAGUUUCCUUCGUUCAUCAGCACAGUGGAGGGGCGCUGUUACAGACACAGGUGUACUGGACCAAACAGGUACCAAAUCCACGUGUCAGGCUCUGAGUGGGUGGAGUGUCCAGCAGGGGGAAGCAUUCAGAUUGAAGGAUACCAGGGUUCAGUUUCCUGUCCUGACAGGAGGUUGUGUCUGUACUCUGACAUCACUCCUCCUUCAGACGCCGUCGAUACAUUUCCUGCUUCCAUCAUCAGAGAUCCAUAUGGGACUUUAACUUCAGCCCAGACCUGGACCUCUUUGUCCUUCGGUGUCAAAACAUCUCUCAGCAUCACUGCUGCCGUGUGUCUCCUGGCUGCAGUCUUGGUGUCUUACAGAAAAUGUUGCUCCUGCAGGAUCAGGAUCCACACCAGCACAGAUGAACACAGUAAUCUGUAGGAAACACAGCCUCUAAAACCGGCUUUAUAAACUUUAAUUGUUCAAUAAUUUUGUUUGUCUCUUCUUAGUAAUUUAUCUGAAGGCUGUGUUGUAAUUGUAGAGUUAUUCAGUCAGAGAAAAAAUGCCUUUUUAUGACAAUUUUUAUUGAACAGAGUAAUGUGAAAACAUAAAGAUAAUCUGCUGUGAUCAAACGCAGCUCAAAAAUAUCAAUCAGCUGGUUUCUCACCCUACAUACAUUAUAUUGAUCAGAAAUGAUACCAAAAAAACAUAAUGAGGAAACAUGGCCAAACCAAAAAACAGUAUCUAUAUAUAUAUAUAUGACCCUAACAGAAAAACUAAGAUGAAAAUGAUAAA
Labrus bergylta (ballan wrasse) is the source of this 1047-nucleotide messenger RNA. The record is from RefSeq and is a predicted model, not a curated record. NCBI's taxonomy places the organism in Eukaryota, Metazoa, Chordata, Actinopteri, Labriformes, Labridae.